This is a messenger RNA of Copidosoma floridanum, 345 nucleotides long. RefSeq lists its product as uncharacterized. Lineage: Eukaryota; Metazoa; Arthropoda; Insecta; Hymenoptera; Encyrtidae. The record is from RefSeq and is a predicted model, not a curated record.
AUGCCACUCAAGAAGCGCGCGGCUCCCUUGUCCCCCUUGGACUUCCGACCUGUCUCAUUGCUCUGCAUGCUGUCAAAAGUGCUCGAGAGACUUGCUCACGACCAGAUUUCUGAGUACCUGACCAAUGAGGGACUUCUUAAUCCCCUGCAGACGGGCUUCAGACGACAUAACUCUACGCAGACUGCACUCUUGAAGCUGACAGAAGACGAAAGACUGAAUAUUGACAAGAAACACAUGACGCUACUGUUACAGUUUGACUUUAGUAGGGCAUUCGACACUGUCUCAUCCACUCAUCUUCUAGAGAGGCUGAGGCGGACGGGAUUCUCCAGGGCUGCGCUCUCAUAG